AUGGCAUCUUCGACACAAGAAGGCGGACCCCUCAAAUUCGAAGAGAUCCCGCCGUCUGGCGUCUCGUGCGAUCUCAUUGAGCCUACUGAAGUUUACGAGUCGAUUGAGCGCGUCAAAGCGGUGGGCCAACACGCACACAGGGACUUUUUACUGGUUGAUGUGCGUAGGACUGACUGGGAGGGUGGCACGGUUGCCACGUCUGUGAAUUUCCCGGCUCAGUCGUUUUAUCAAACUCGAGGGGGAGUGUAUCAACUGUGCAAGCAGGCUGGGAUUAAGAAGGUUAUCUUUUACUGCGGUGAGUGCCUACCGGCAAAUACGUUGAAUGUAACGCUUUGGAAGCUGAUAGCAGGUUGGCCACAUGCAGGGAGCUGUGGCACUCGAGGGCCGAAAUGUGCAGGCUGGUUCCAGGAGUACCUCGAUUCGAUUGGCGAGACUGAGAUGAAGGCCUUGAUUCUCAGGGGAGGCGUCAAGGGAUGGCAGAAGACAUACAACGGCCAGUUGAUGGAUUAUUAUGAUCCGGGCGCCUGGGGUUCACAAAGCAAGUAG
Messenger RNA from Trichoderma gamsii, 546 nucleotides. RefSeq lists its product as hypothetical. The coding region runs from base 1 to 546 and encodes 181 amino acids. The transcript has a single exon. Lineage: Eukaryota; Fungi; Ascomycota; Sordariomycetes; Hypocreales; Hypocreaceae. The record is from RefSeq and is a predicted model, not a curated record.